AUGCUGCUGUGGCGGCGCUUGGGGGCUCUUAGAGGCCAACGAGCCCCUCGGAGGCUCCGGGCGGGGGGACCAGGACCAGGACCAGAACCAGGACCAGGAUCAGGGCGAACCAGCGAUGGCGGCGGUGCUCCUCGGCCGCUUUACAUGGAUGUCCAGGCCACCACCCCGCUGGAUCCCAGAGUCCUGGACAGCAUGCUCCCGUACCUGACAGCCUACUAUGGCAACCCGCACUCCAGGACCCACGCCUACGGCUGGGAGAGCGAGGCUGCCAUGGAGAAUGCGAGGCGGCAAGUUGCAGACUUAAUAGGAGCUGAUUCACGGGAAAUUAUAUUUACCAGUGGUGCAACAGAAUCUAAUAAUAUGGCAAUUAAGGGUGUUGCAAGGUUCUAUAAAUCCAGAAAAAAGCAUAUCAUAACUACACAAACAGAGCACAAAUGUGUGUUGGAUUCUUGUCGUUCCCUGGAAACAGAAGGUUUUCGCAUCACGUAUCUACCUGUUAAAAAAAAUGGACUCAUAGAUCUGAAGGAACUGGAGGCUGCAUUCCAGCCGGAUACAAGUUUGGUUUCUGUAAUGACUGUAAAUAAUGAAAUAGGAGUAAAACAGCCAAUUCAUGACAUUGGUGAGAUCUGCCGUGCACAUAAGGUUUUCUUCCACACAGAUGCUGCACAAGCGAUUGGUAAAAUUCCUAUGGAUGUCAACAGCAUGAAAAUUGACCUAAUGAGCAUCAGUGGCCAUAAAAUUUAUGGGCCCAAAGGGGUUGGUGCUCUCUAUGUUCGCCGCCGACCACGUGUCAGGCUGGAGCCCCUGCAGAGUGGGGGAGGCCAGGAGAGAGGACUGCGGUCUGGGACUGUGCCCACACCUCUAGCAGUAGGACUGGGGGCAGCAUGUGAAGUGGCACAGCAAGAGAUGGAGUAUGACCAUAAGCGAAUCUCCCAACUGGCAGAACGACUGGUUACAAAAAUAAUGAGUGAAGUUCCUGAUGUGGUGAUGAAUGGAGAUCGAGACCAUCGCUAUCCAGGAUGCAUCAAUUUAUCUUUUGCAUAUGUGGAAGGGGAGAGUCUUCUGAUGGCUCUGAAAGAUGUGGCUCUGUCUUCAGGAAGUGCUUGCACAUCAGCCUCUCUGGAGCCUUCCUAUGUUUUGCGGGCAAUUGGAACAGAUGAAGACUUGGCUCACUCAUCUAUAAGGUUUGGCAUUGGCCGUUUCACUACAGAAGAAGAAGUGGAUUAUACAGUGCAGAAAUGCAUACAGCACGUGAAGAGGCUGAGGGAAAUGAGCCCUCUCUGGGAAAUGGUGCAGGAUGGAAUUGACCUCAAAAGCAUUAAAUGGACGCAGCACUGAGAAAGCAUGGCUAUCCAUGGACUAGAUAUGGAUUAAAAUGCAUUUUUCUGUACAGUCUUAAGCAAAUUAUGCAGCACUUCUGUUUUCUGACACUUGCAAUUUGACUGGAGAAUUGCCCUUUCAGACCACAAAAUCUAAGAAGCCAAAAAUGAAACUAGUUUUUAUCAUGGAGAAAGGCAGGCUGAUCUGACACCCACUGUGUUCCUAUUGACACACAGAAAUUUAUGCUAAAAUGUAAUUUAUUCAGAAAUGUGUUUUCUAAUGAGAAAAUUAAAUCAGCGUGUUACUUCCAGGCCA
Messenger RNA from Sturnus vulgaris (Common starling), 1635 nucleotides. Lineage: Eukaryota; Metazoa; Chordata; Aves; Passeriformes; Sturnidae. The record is from RefSeq and is a predicted model, not a curated record.